CAAAAGAAAUCACGAAAUCAGAAACUUAAAGAUCAUGUAAUCUCUAGUGAUGAAGAAAUUCGUCAAAUUGAUACAGUCAAGCCCAAAUUGAAAAGAUCUCGUAAUGAUACUAUCUUACAAACAUCUGUUUCCAGCUCAUCACAGAUCAACGUUGGGUAUUUGCUUCGAUCUGGCAAGGAAACAACUUUGCAAGAACUUUCUGAAGCUAGAAGCAUGAAUAAUCUGAAUUAUUUGAUCAAAUCAAAUGCAUCUCGUGGCAAAAGCAGCAAGAAUCGUGUCAAAAGCAACUUAAGAAAGACGAGCAGUGGCCAAUCGUAG
Molecule: messenger RNA, 318 nt
Organism: Ambispora gerdemannii
Lineage: Eukaryota; Fungi; Glomeromycota; Glomeromycetes; Archaeosporales; Ambisporaceae
Source: the annotation of a GenBank genome assembly